ACCUUGUCCCCUCUCUACACCAAAUGAUAAGACUCAAACCAUUCGAUAGCAUUGGUAUUGAACAUGGGCAACCUGAAGUCUUGGAGAUAAGCCAUGCUAGUUCAUGUUUAGGGGUCUUUUGGAGAGAUAUGGCUAUCACAUAUUCGGCAUGGCACAAGCUGCCGAUGAUACCUGAUUCUGUAUUUCAGUGAACGCGAACCCCCUGCAUUCUUCUUGGGGUCUUGUCAAUUCACAAAUCAACACAUCCAAGGUCAAGCAAUUCUGUGCGCUGCGCAUCGAAAAUCAUGGGCGAGACCGAUAGAAUUGAGGCAACUUCCGUAUCUCGCGAUGACGGGACAGAUGUGGAGACAGCGACAAAAGGGGAGGUUGCCGAUGAAGGUUAUGAGCUCUUCGAUGAAGCUAGCCCUCAAGCUGUCUCUCAAGAAGCUAAAGAUGCUGUCCGGAGAAAGAUCGAUCUUCACCUUCUCCCCUUGAUGUGCGCCCUCUACGGGCUAAACUAUGUUGACAAGGUCGCUCUUGGUUGGGCUGUCCUUUUCAACUUCCGACAAGAUCUUGGAUUGGUUGGAACCGAGUACUCGUGGGCGAGUUCUAUGUUCUACUUCGGCUACUUGAUUGCCCAGUAUCCUGCGAACUACAUUCUUCAACGAUACAAGACCGCGAGAAUUCUAAGUUUAUCUGUCAUCACCUGGGGGGUAUUGAUGCUUGCCCACCUUGGACUACGAAACUUCGCUGGCUUGAUGGUCAUCCGUUUCCUUCUUGGUGUCGCUGAAAGUGUUGUUACACCCGGAUUUGUCCUUUACACAUCCAUGUUCUACACGCGACGAGAACAAGUCAUGAGAACUAUGCUCUGGGGCGCGAUGCAGGGAGCCUUUUCCAUCGUCUCUAGUCUGUUGUCGUACGGUCUAGGUCACAUCACGAACACAGCACUAAAGCCAUGGAUGUACAUCUUCUUAGUUCUCGGCCUCCUCAGUCUUAUCGUGGGCUUUGCUUGGUUGUUCUUCAUGCCUGAAACCCCGAACAAGGCCAGGUUUCUCUCGCAUGAAGAGCAGAUCAUCGCCGUCCAGAGGGUUGCUGAGAACAUGAUGGGAAUUAAGGGAUACCAGUGGAAGAACUACCAGAUGUGGCACACAAUCAAGGACGUGAAAACCUGGCUGGUACUCGCAUUCGUCCUCCUCACCCAACUACCCAAUGGCGGAUUGACGAGCUUCGGCUCUUUGGUUAUAUCAGGGUUUGGGUUCGAUUCAUUUAGGACGCUGUUGAUCGGUCUUCCAUCAUCUGUCGUUAGUGCCGGAAGCAUGGUUGUUUGGGGUUUCCUAUCUAUCAAAUAUGGCAACCUGCGAACUUGGGGCAUGAUAGUCCCGCUGCUCCCGGCCAUUGCUGGUAUUGCCGCAGUCUAUGGCACGAUUGGUACCGAUGCCAAUAAAUACGGUCGGGUUGUCGCUUACUGGCUUAUAAACUCCUACGCCGUCACGUGGCCAUUCUGCCUUACGAUUGUCGGACAGAAUAUCGCCGGGCAUACCAAACGGGCGUUUACGAAUACGCUUCUCUUUAUCGUAUUCGCCGCUGGAAACAUCGCUGGGCCGUUCUUCUUCCGCGAACAAGAUGCGCCGAAGUAUGUGUUGGCCAUCACGACCAUUCUCGUGUUCUUCUGCGCUGCACUCCUCUGCGCCAUCGCUCUUCGUUACUAUAUGCUUAUGCAGAACAAAUUACGAGAUCGUCAAUUCGGGGCGCUCGCGACGACCGAGGAGAAGCUAGAAGGCAUGAGAUUGGGCAUGCAUGACAAGACGGAUCUUGAGAACUCGGACUUCAGAUACGUUCUAUAGAUAGCCUGCGCCUCACACUAAUUAAGCAAUUUUACGAGUUACAACCAACACUUUUUGGUUCAAGCGAAUCAACGCAGGCCUCAGUGAAGUGAGGGAGAAGUGUUGUGUAACUUGCAAAACAAAGGGACAUAACCGUCCGCGCCCUGCCAUCAAUUCUCUAUUACUAAUUGUUCUCCCUCCAUUUAAAUGACCUUUUACUUCCUGCUCCGUCUAUUUUCCACUUAGAUUCGCUUAGUUCCAAGUCCCGCUGUGUCUUGAGUCCGCUAUGCAUUCUUUCGACGCACUACAUACGUCUACGGCGUAUGCCAUUUGCCUCGCGAUUCUCUGGGUAAGUAACUUGUAAUUCAAACUAUAUCCUAUGUA
Hypoxylon trugodes is the source of this 2186-nucleotide messenger RNA. Its product is annotated as MFS general substrate transporter. NCBI's taxonomy places the organism in Eukaryota, Fungi, Ascomycota, Sordariomycetes, Xylariales, Hypoxylaceae. Gene Ontology annotation, molecular function: dipeptide transmembrane transporter activity; allantoate transmembrane transporter activity. Bases 285 to 1823 code for a protein of 512 amino acids. Gene Ontology annotation, cellular component: plasma membrane. The record is from RefSeq and is a predicted model, not a curated record. The transcript is spliced from 3 exons. Gene Ontology annotation, biological process: allantoate transport; dipeptide transport; tripeptide transport.